AUGGACAAGUGUAAGUCUCAUUCAGCUGAGUGCAUCUGUAUCUGGCGAGCCCGGAAGGAGCUGACGAGCUCGCACUUCCCCCUCGCAGCCCUGGAAGACGUUCCAAGGGUGUCUGGAGCCCGAUUUUUCGGUGCUCAUCUGUCUGAAACAACGUCCAGAGUCGGACUAUUCGGGGCCCCACCCGUGUCCGAGGGGUACGUUGUCCUGGUUGGAGACGAGGGAUCCGGACCCUCGACUAAGUCUCCGUCUGAGUUUUUGCUUUCGGUUUUACGCCGAAGCCCCCCUGCUCUCCCAACCCCCCUUCUCCCUACCCCAGCCCGAUCCUCUCUAUACCCAACUCUCACCAAGUCUUCGCAGGAAAAAGACUCGAAGAAGCAGAAGCCCAAAGUCCUCCCGCCAGGAGGGGAUCUUUUGGUCGACCUCCUCACCGAGGACCCCCCGCCAUACCAGGAUGCGGGACCCACCCCUGAGGCUGCUGAAGCAGCCCCGGAGGCCCCCGCUCCGGAGGAACCAGCCCCAUCACCCAUGGCUGGGCGCCUCCGGGGUCACCGGGAGCCCCCACCCGAUUCCACCUCACAUGCCUUGCCCCUGCGAACCGGGCCAGGCGGUCAACAGCAAUACUGGCCGUUUUCAGCCUCUGAUCUAUAUAACUGGAAACAUAAUAAUCCUCCCUUUUCUAAGGAUCCCUCUAUGCUAACCUCUUUGAUUGAGUCCAUCCUAGUCACUCAUCAACCCACCUGGGACGACUGUCAGCAGCUGCUGCAAGCGCUGCUGACCUCCGAAGAAAAGCAGAGAAUGUUCUUGGAGGCUCGGAAAAAUGUGCCGGGCGAAAACGGUCGCCCUACGCAGCUACCCAACGAGAUUGAGGCUGCGUUCCCCUUGGAACGACCCAACUGGGACUUCCACACUCCUGAAGGUAGGACCCACCUAUGUCUCUACCGCCAGUUGCUCAUAGCGGGUCUCCAUGGGGCUGCCCGACGCCCCACCAAUCUGGCACAGGUGAAACAGGUAAUACAGGGACCGGAAGAGACUCCCUCAGCUUUCUUAGAGCGUCUUAAGGAGGCAUACCGCAUAUAUACUCCUUAUGACCCCGAGGAUCCAGGAUGUAACCUGGCCAUGUCCUUCAUCUGGCAGUCGGCACCAGAUAUUAGAAAGAAGCUUGAAAGAUUAGAUAAUCUCAAGGAGCAGACAAUUCAGGACUUGCUUAAGGAAGCGGAGCGAAUUUUCAACAAGAGGGAAACCCAGGAAGAGAGGGACGAGAGACUCAAGAAGGAAACAGAGGAGAGGGAUGAAAGGCUUAGAAAGGAGGUAGAAGAAAGGGAUAACAAGAGGGAACGAAAAAGAAAUCAGGAAUUCAGUCGGUUGCUGGCCACCGUAGUAUCAGGACAGAGACAAGACAGGCAGGAGAGAGAUGGAAGGAAGGGACCUCGGGUCGACAGAGAUCAAUGUGCUUACUGCAAGGAAAGAGGACACUGGGCGAGAGAAUGUCCCAAGAAGCCUCGCAAACCUAGGGGCCCCAAGCCACAGGUCUCGCUCCUUUCCCUAGAUGACGAGUAGGGAAGUCAGGGCCAGGAGCCCCCCCCCGAGCCCCGGGUAACACUCAAUGUUGGGGGGCAACCAGUCACCUUCCUAGUCGAUACAGGAGCUCAGCAUUCAGUCCUCACCCAGUCUGCAGGACCACUCAGUGAGCGAACUGCCUGGGUACAAGGUGCCACGGGUGGAAAGCGAUAUCAUUGGACCACCGAACGGAAGGUGCAGCUGGCGAAUGGUAAAGUAACCCAUUCCUUCCUGCAUGUUCCAGACUGUCCAUAUCCACUGUUGGGGCGAGAUUUACUCACCAAAUUAAAGGCCCAAAUUCAUUUUGAAGGGAAAAAAUUUCAAGUGGCAGGGCCAAACGGGGGCCCCCUACAGGUAUUAACUUUACAAUUGGAAGAAGAAUAUCGACUGUAUGAACAUGACCAUGAGACUCAGGGGCCCACAGACUUGGACACUUGGCUUAUAUCGAGGCAAGCCUGUCUUGCCCAUGAAGCAGACUUACGAACUAAUUAA
Messenger RNA from Chionomys nivalis (European snow vole), 2049 nucleotides. RefSeq names its product bromodomain-containing protein 4-like. NCBI's taxonomy places the organism in Eukaryota, Metazoa, Chordata, Mammalia, Rodentia, Cricetidae. The record is from RefSeq and is a predicted model, not a curated record. Gene Ontology annotation, molecular function: zinc ion binding; aspartic-type endopeptidase activity; nucleic acid binding. Gene Ontology annotation, biological process: proteolysis; virion assembly.